GAGGACAGAAACUUUGUGUCUCGUUCGCUGGUGCUUGCGAGAUAGGCCCAAGAAGGCAGGUUCCUGUCAAAGCACGUUCAACGGCGUGCACUGGCACAGAAGGCAUCAGAGGUUUCAGGCGAGAGUAUGUUUUGAAGGAAGAUGUCACUACACGGGAUAUUUCUCGAAUGACACGGAAGCAGCCUGUGCUUUUGAUGCAAAGUUGCGUGCAAUUUGCACGGAUCCUGUGCGAUUAAAGAAAUCCUUGAACUUUCCGACGAAGGCGGAGGCAUCCUAUGAAGAACCAUUGUCGGAGAGGCGCUCCCGGGGCCUCAAAAAGAGCUCCCAAAACUCUGCCAAAGACGUGGAGUCGUUCCAGCAUUUGCAGCAUCGCUUCUCGAAAUCUCCACAGGCGUCAGAGUUUGAGAUUGUCAACAUUCCCUCCCAGUCACGAGUUGAUGCUUUGUUUCAGCCCCGGGGGUCGAAGAGCGUAGGUUUGCCCCUUCAGCUCAAGUCCUCGACAAACCGUAACAAGAACAGCGGUGAGUGCUAUGCUUUUCAGCGCACCAGCGGCUACGAUGGCAUGGUGCUGGUUCUGAUCGCUCUAGACUGUGACAUGAUUUGGAUGGUUCCCGGAAGCGAGGUGUCACAGACAAGUUUGUGGAUCACACUCGGAUCGAAACGGGACAAGGCAUGGCGAGUGAGCCAGGUAGGGCUUGUGCUGGCGGAGUACUUCAGGAAGGGCACAGUGCCCCAUGUACCAUUGCAGGACGCAUUAAUGCAAUGUGGCGACAACCACAUUGUGGAAGAGCAUUCUCACGCCCAACUUGCUUCGGUACUUGGAUCAGUCGGGCUUCGACUUCAUCGGCCGCCCAAUGUGUAUUAUGACGUGGUGGAUUCCGUGCUCAGCUGGCAGGAACACGAGUGGCGCGUGCAAGAGAAGGCAACACACAUGUGGUCCCACGGAAGGUACGGUGCGAACCUCCGGAAGAGCGGCGGCUGCCUUGGCCCCCGUGCGUAUGCUCAGACGGAUUUUGACAUCCUCAUAGUCUCGCUUCUGGACGUUUCAGACCGUCUUCUUGGGAUCUUUCUGUUUCCGAGCUGUGUGUUGGCGAAACGCAGGCUCGUUGGAAAUAAUCACAAGUCAGUGCAGCUGUACCUGUACCCUCCGUGGUCACAGCCCAAACCUCCAGCAGUGGCAGCGAGGCAUAGCUGGCAGUUGGAUCACUUCGUAGACCUGCGAAGCUGGAAAGGGAAAGAUUUCCACUUGGAUCCCAGUAGCAUGGAGAGCUUGACCGAGCUGCUCGACAAGCUGCUCGACAAUCCAGCCCAGGCAUACUCGCCGGAAUGGCCGGUGACGCACCGCUUUCCCAUGUGGAAAUUCAAGGAUUUGGCCGAGCUCCUGGUGGAGGAAGGUCUCGUGGAGUCCUUUUCUGACUUCGUCACGCCCCAAGAUCCGCCGGAUGAGUGGUUUACUUUGGCCCAUGAGGAGGAAUACUACAGAGGCUUCGUUGAGAACUCACUGGAUCCUGUUCGCUGGCGACGCAUUGGGUUCACUCAGCGACCGGAUCACCGGGCCCUUGUUCGUCGGACAAGGCUUGAGGUGGCAGGGACGCUGCUGACGGCACGGUUGGCUCUGGAGACCGGUUUGGCUUGCAACACUGCCGGCGGGACGCACCAUGCCCAUCGAGCCUGGGGAAGCGGGUACACCGCGCUCAACGACCUGGCGGUCACCAGCAAGGUUCUGCUGCAGGAGGGUGUGGUGAGCCGCAUCCUGAUUUGCGACCUAGACGUCCACCAAGGGGACGGCACGGCGGAGAUUCUGCGUGAGGAUGCACAAGCCUUCACCUUGUCCGUACACUGCAAGGACAACUUCCCCUUCGGCUUCAAGGGCAUGACCCAUCUGGGACAUGACAAGAGUGACCUGGAUGUCGGGCUGGCGAAGGGAACCGGCGAUGAGGUUUUCCUCUCCACGAUAUCCGAGCACCUGCUGGGCGCCUUGGACGACUUUCGGCCGGACUUGGUGCUCUACGACGCCGGCGUCGACAUCCACGUGGACGAUGAUCUCGGGAACUUGUGCAUCUCUUGGGACGGCCUUCGGAAGCGCGAGGACCUGGUGAUCAACGCCUGCCUGUCCAAGCGCAUUCCGAUCGCCUGUGUCAUCGGGGGUGGCUACGACCGAGAUCCUCGACAUUUGGCUCAUCGCCAUGGGGCAGUUCACCGAGUGGCGCAUGAAGCAUGGCGGUUGUCCGUUCGGCUUCCGGAUGGCAGCUUCGUUGUGGGCGAUCUCGCGGUGCACUCAAGCCGAGGCACCGGGCCCCACGACGCCCUGCAGCGGACAUGGGCGACGCAGCAGCGCUGCCGCCCCACCCCGCAGCUACCCUGGCCGCAGCUCCGGAAGGAUCUGUCGACACUCGCGCUGUCCUUGCUUAACUUCGGCCGUGUGGACGCCGGUCUACAUCGCCGGCUCCAUGAUGCCGGGGAGCGUGCUGCCAGGUCCCUGAGCAGAGCACAAGCAAGGGACUGCUGUAGUGCCAUGUUAGAGCCUUAUAAGGUUCUUAUUCGGGUCUGUUGUUGA
Molecule: messenger RNA, 2557 nt
Organism: Symbiodinium sp. CCMP2456
Lineage: Eukaryota; Dinophyceae; Suessiales; Symbiodiniaceae
Source: the annotation of a GenBank genome assembly